Carassius carassius (crucian carp) is the source of this 1178-nucleotide messenger RNA. RefSeq names its product Na(+)/H(+) exchange regulatory cofactor NHE-RF2 (gene nherf2). NCBI's taxonomy places the organism in Eukaryota, Metazoa, Chordata, Actinopteri, Cypriniformes, Cyprinidae. Gene Ontology annotation, molecular function: protein-membrane adaptor activity; signaling receptor binding. The record is from RefSeq and is a predicted model, not a curated record. Gene Ontology annotation, cellular component: apical plasma membrane. Gene Ontology annotation, biological process: protein localization to plasma membrane. The transcript has 6 exons.
AUGACGAACACUGAGAGAGAGAUCCUGGAGCGGGAGCUCCGGCCACGGCUCUGUUAUUUGACUAAAGGAGACCGCGGCUACGGAUUUCAUCUGCACGGCGAACGCAACCGAGGAGCGCAGCUCAUCCGCAGGAUCGAGACGGGCUCCCCCGCGGACCUGUCCGGUCUCAGGUCCGGUGACCGGGUGGUGGAGGUGAACGGAGAGAACGUGGAGGGAGAGACGCAUCAGCAGGUUGUGCAGAGGAUCCUGGAGGUGGAGCACCGCACCAGGCUGCUGUUGGUGGACCGGGUCACAGAUGAGUUCCUGAAGUUUCACGGUCUGCCGUGUACAGAGGACAGGGCGAUUGAGAUGGGCUCUCGCUCCUCAGCGGCCUCCUCUCCUCGAGACUCCACCACUCCUCCAUACAGUAGACAGAGCUCAGAGAGCAUUCUCAUUAAUAAGACCGGCUCAUUAGCUAAUGUGGGAGCUAAAACAGUCAGUUUUCCUGGUUUGUUGACCUACAUACUUCUUCUGGAGUUCAUUGCUGUUCUUGUGUUCCUGUUCUCUCUCCAGGAGGAGACGGUGAUGGAGGAGGGUGAGGUAACGAAGGACCUGCAUCCACGCUUGUGUCACAUGACCAUCGGCGAGCAGGGCUACGGCUUCAACCUGCACUGAAAGAAGUCUCGCUCGGGUCAGUUCAUCCGCUCAGUGGACCCUGACUCUCCGGCGGAGCGUGCGGGCCUGAGGCCCAGAGACCGGCUCAUCGAGGUGAACGACAGGAGCAUCGAGGGCCUCCCUGUGUCUUCUUCACCGGUCCCAGACACCCCCAAGAUCUCUCCACCAAUCAGCAACAUCACAUGGACUGACCCACCAAUCAGCAACGGCUCGCCAAGACACGAGAGUCACAGAAGCUCCUCCUCCCGAUCCACGUUUUUAGAGUCGAACGCUGAAAUCAGCAGCUUUGACACCAGCAACAAGCUCACAGAUUCUGACCAUCACUCCAUCGAUGACGGCCCUAAACCAAACCCAGGUGUGAACUCUGAGGAGCGGCGUCUAGAUCCGUUCUGGGAGAGCGGUCUGCAUCUGAGUCUGACCGCGGCCGAGGCCAAGCAGAGAGCCUGGGCCAAACGGCCCAACAAGAGAGCGCCCCCUAUGGACUGGAGCAAGAAACAGCAAAUCUUCAGCAACUUCUGAGCAGC